Physcomitrium patens is the source of this 1275-nucleotide messenger RNA. RefSeq lists its product as uncharacterized. Gene Ontology annotation, molecular function: protein binding. NCBI's taxonomy places the organism in Eukaryota, Viridiplantae, Streptophyta, Bryopsida, Funariales, Funariaceae. The record is from RefSeq and is a predicted model, not a curated record.
AUCCUUGAAUUCGAGUGUGCUGUUGUUUUUCGUUCGAGAUUGAGCAUAUAUGACCACAUUUGUAUAUGGGUCUGUGUGAUUUGCUGUCGCGAAGCGUUUCUUAGCUCUUUAGAAAUUUUGGGAUAUUCAAGUGUUGAUUUUAUCUUGGAAUUUGAGCAAAUCCGACUAUUGGGUUCGUGUUAUAGGAUGUACUGCGACAGAUCGCUAAUGCGUUAUGUAACGCAACUGAGUUUGGAACGAGGAUUGAAGGACUGUUUGAUUGCUCUCUCAAACAAUUAUGGUGUAGCACGUUUUUUUUUGUUGUUUUUGUUUCGUUGGAUUCCAUUCGUGCUUGUGUGGGAGUUAGGGGAUCACGUAUCGUUAAUGGAGAAGAAUCUGCAACGAUUUCUGUGGUGAUAUGAUGAAUGUCGAGGGUUCGCAGGUGGUCGAUGACGAUGAGGAGGAAUUCGAACCACUCUUCAACUACAGCCAAACAGUUGGUCCAGCUCCAACAUUUUUAAGUGAUGAAAGUGAUAAUGACGAGGUCAUAUUCACAUCAGCACCCAAGCGUAGGCCUGAAAUUCAGUCAUCUAAGAAGCAAUCUGCAGCAGCCCCACAGAAGGUCCCCGCCAGACAGCCAAACUUGGAUGACGACGACGACAGCUGGUUGAUGUCUUUGCCUCCCAAGCAGCCGAAGCAACCUCAACCUGAAAUUGUUACAGAAAACUGUGCAUUACAACUGUUGAGGGAGAAGAGAAGAGAGUUAAUGUUGUUGGAGCAAAAAGCUUCACCAGGGGCAAUUAGAAAUAUUGAGGAACUAGCAAGGAUGGAAGCACAAUAUCGUCCCGAACCGGAGCCGCCUGUGAUCGUGAAGGCGCCCACUACGAAAUCUGACGAGUCACUAACGGGAGAGGCCGCUGCAACUGGAAAGGGAAAAAUCUUGCUUAAAGUUCAAAACAAGGCUGAAAAUUCUCAAUCUAUCAGGAUAUACACGACCGACAAAUUUGAGAAGCUAUUUACUGUGUAUGCGAAAAUGGCUAAAGCUCCUCUUGCAAACAUGACUUUUCGUUUUGAUGGAGACCAGCUGUCUCCCAAUAGUACUCCUGAGGAGCAUGACAUGGAGGAUGGUGACAUCAUUGAAGUUCAUGAUAAGAGGUGACUGAGCUUGUAAGUUGUAAAUGUAUAUUAAGUUGUUGCUACAGACCCUUUGCUGAAAUGAUGGCCUUACAAACGACAAUUGUAUUUUAUAAAGAUAAUCAAUUUCAAAUAUAAAGGUUUUACAUAGAAUUUCGUCAA